This is a messenger RNA of Hordeum vulgare subsp. vulgare (domesticated barley), 1350 nucleotides long. Its product is annotated as caffeoylshikimate esterase-like. NCBI's taxonomy places the organism in Eukaryota, Viridiplantae, Streptophyta, Magnoliopsida, Poales, Poaceae. The coding region runs from base 122 to 1162 and encodes 346 amino acids. Gene Ontology annotation, molecular function: lipase activity. Gene Ontology annotation, cellular component: membrane. The record is from RefSeq and is a predicted model, not a curated record. The transcript is spliced from 4 exons.
UGUCAAGUGAUCCCUCGGCCCUGAUUCUCCUCGCCUCGCUUGCCUCCCGGCCCGCCUCGCACAAAUUCAACAUUUCUCUCCGCUCUUUAAUCAGUCGUCGGAGAAGAAGAGGAAGGGAUCGAUGACGAGCAAGUCCGGCAGCGGCGCCGCGGAGGAUGGCAGCUACGAGUACGAGGAGGAGUCGGUGCAGAACGCCCGCGGGAUGAAGCUCUUCACCUGCAGAUGGCUCCCCCCCAAGGGCCAGAUAGUCAAGGCCCACGUUUUCCUCUGCCAUGGGUAUGCGGUGGAGUGCAGCGUGACGAUGCGGGGGACGGGGGUGCGGCUGGCGCAGGCCGGGUACGCCGUGUACGGGGUGGACUUCGAGGGCCACGGCAGGUCGGAGGGGCUCCAGGGCUACGUCCCCUCCUUCGACGUCCUCGUCGCCGACACCGACGCCUUCUUCGCCGCCGUCGUCGCCUCUACCGCCAACACGGACCUCCCCCGCUUCUUGCUCGGCGAGUCCAUGGGCGGCGCCGUCGCGCUGCUCCUCCACCGGAUGCGCCCGUCCUACUGGACCGGCGCCGUCCUCGUCGCCCCCAUGUGCAAGAUCGCUGAUGAGAUGCGGCCGCAUCCGGUGGUGGUGAGCGUCCUCAAGCUGAUGACCAACAUCAUCCCCACGUGGAAGAUCGUGCCGACCACCGACGUCAUCGACGCCGCCUACAGGAUGCAGGAGAAGCGCGACGAGAUCAGGAACAACCCCCACUGCUACCAGGGCAAGCCGCGGCUCAAGACCGCCUACGAGCUCCUCAGGGUCAGCCUCAACCUCGAGAACAACGUACUCCCAAAGGUAUCAUUGCCCUUCCUGAUCGUUCACGGAGGUGACGACAAGGUGACGGACCCGUCGGUGAGUGACCUCCUCUUCCGGUCGGCAGUGAGCCAGGACAAGAAGCUCAACCUCUACCCCGGCAUGUGGCACGCCCUCACCUCCGGCGAGAGCCCCGAAAACAUCCACAUCGUUUUCCAAGAUAUCAUCGCGUGGCUCGACCAAAGGUCAUUCCCCAAAUCAUCAUCGUCGGCGGCUGCCUUGGACUUGUCGUCGGAGAUGGAGCAGAAGGCCAAGCACGAUGAGCAGAAUUUCGACAAACAAAAUAGCACAAAAGCUAAUGACGAUGAGCAGCUGUAGGCAUGGUUAAGUACAGCUGGGACUUGGAAUCAUGUUAGUUAACUGGCUGGCUACCCGUGUGGUGUAUUAAUUCAUUAUUGUACUAACUUGCUAGCUAGUUCGUUGGUUUCUGUCUUCUUGUAUACCAGUAUACCAUGCAACCUGGAUCUUUCAAAGAUAUAUCAUAUGGCAGUGCUAUUUCAGUUUUA